AUGGCGGACGAAGUCAGUAUCGACAAGACGCAAUUCCACACCCGCCUGUCGAAUCUGAUUACAGCGUGGAAGGCAGAUAAGCGCGGUGGCAACGCCCUGUAUGGCGACGUCGGCAGUAUUGUUGUCGUCGUUGGCAAGAGCGACCAAGAUGGCGUCUUCUACAAGGCAAACAGCAUGCAGUUUUGGCUGCUCGGCUACGAGUUUCCAGCAACGCUGUUUCUGAUCACGCUCGAGGCCAUGUACAUUGUCACCACUAAGAAGAAGGCGCAAUACCUCGAGGCUCUAAAAGACGGCAAGACCCCAGUCGAGAUCAUUGUGCGAAGCAAGGAUGCCGAAGAGAACGCCAAACAAUUUGAGCGCAUCAACGACAUUAUCAAGAACGCAGGCAAGAAGGUGGGCACUAUCGCCAAGGACCAGUCGACCGGACCUUUUGUGGCGGAGUGGAAGAGCGCAUUCGGCGACAUCAGCAAGGAGAUCGAGGAGGUUGACAUCAGCAUCGCUCUGUCGACUGCCAUGGCUGUCAAGGACGAGAACGAGCUUCGCGCGAUCAGAAAUGCUUCAAGCGCUUCUGCCUACGUGAUGAAGGACUACUUUGUGGAGACUAUGUCCGACAUCCUCGACAAGGAGAAGAAGAUCACCCACAAGGCUCUAUCCCAGAAGGUCUCCAAUAAGCUGGAUGAUGAAAAGUUCUUCCGCGGCAUGAAGGGCGUUGGCAAGUUCGACUCAAUGCAGCUGGAUUGGAGCGUGUCGCCAGUCGUACAGAGCGGAGGCAACUUCGACUUGAAGCUCCAAAAUGAGCCCGACGACAACAAUCUGCACCAGCCAGGCGUGAUCAUCUCAGCGCUGGGUCUGCGAUAUCAAACAUACGCAUCAAUGAUCGCAAGAACAUAUCUCGUGGAGCCGAACAAGCAGCAAGAAAGCAUGUACAAGCUGCUCUUGACCGUGCACGAGACAAUCAUCAAGGAGAUGCGAGAUGGCGUGAUCGCGAAGGAUGUCUACGCCAAAGCAAUCGGCGUGAUCAAGGCCAAGAAGCCCGAGCUCGUUGAGAAUUUUGUCAAGAGCGUAGGAGCAGGCAUUGGUAUCGAGGCGAAGGACAGCACCCUCAAUCUGAAUGCCAAGAACACGCGAACACUGAAGGAUGGCAUGACUUUUACGAUCACCACCGGAUUCUCCAAUCUCGAAAAUCCAAGUCCAAAGGAUAAGAAGCGAGACGGAACAUACUCUCUCAUGCUCAGCGACACUGUUCGUGUGACCAGCGGCAACGAAGCUUACUGCUUCACCAAGGACGCUCCUCGUGAUAUGGAGAGCGCAUCCUUUUUCUUCAACGACGAGUCAGAAGAAGAGAAGAAGCCCAAGGCGAAGAAGGACCCACGUGUCGGCGCUGUGGCAUCGUCGAAUAUAACAAAGACGCGAUUGCGAGCACAGGGCGGGACGACGGCGAACGAGGAGAAGGAAGCUGCACGCCGAUCACAUCAAAAAGAGAUCCACGACAAGAAGCAGAAGGAGGGGUUGGAGAAGUACCAACAGGGUCACGGCAACCUCAAUGGGACUGAGGAGAAGAAGUUCAAGCGCUUCGAAUCCUACAAGCGCGAUGCACAAUUCCCCAAUCGCGUAAAGGACCUGACUAUUCUCGUGGACCAGAAGAACUCCACCAUCAUUCUUCCAAUCAUGGGACGACCGGUGCCUUUCCACAUUAACACCAUCAAGAAUGCCACGACGAGCACAGAAGCUGGGUUCACGUACUUGCGUAUCAAUUUCUUGUCACCAGGUCAGGGUGUUGGCAGGAGAGAUGACCAGCCCUUUGAGGAUCCCACUGCACAAUUCAUUCGAUCAUUGACGUUCAGGAACAAGGAGUCCGAACGCAUGGAUGAUAUCUCUUCACAAAUCACCGAAAUGAAGAAGGCCGCGGUCCGCAAGGAGCAGGAGAAGAAAGACAUGGAAGAUGUCGUUGAGCAAGACAAGCUUGUCGAAAUAAGAAAUCGUCGGCCACACAGACUCGAUAACAUCUACAUGCGUCCGGCGAUGGAGAGCAAGCGAGUCGGCGGUGCUGUAGAGAUUCACCAGAAUGGUCUCCGCUACAACCACCUCGGCAACCAAAAGAUCGAUAUUCUGUUCAGCAACGUCAAGCACUUGUUCUUCCAGCCUUGUGCUGGUGAGCUGAUCGUGAUCAUCCACCUCCACUUGAUCAAUCCUAUCAUCAUUGGCAAGAAGAAGACCAAGGAUGUGCAGUUCUACCGCGAGGCCACCGAGAUGCAAUUCGACGAGACUGGAAACCGCAAGCGCAAGCACCGCUACGGUGACGAGGAAGAAUUCGAGGCAGAACAGGAGGAAAAGAGACGACGAGCACAACUCGACAAGGAGUUCAAAAACUUCUGUGAGAAGAUUGCCGAUGCAGGAAAGAGCGAGGGAGUCUCGGUCGAUAUUCCUUUCCGCGACCUUGGCUUCAAUGGUGUACCAAGCAGAUCUUCCGUGCUCGUCCAGCCCACGGCAGACUGUCUGGUGCAGCUCACCGAGCCUCCAUUCAUGGUCAUCACACUCAACGACAUCGAAAUCGUGCACUUGGAACGUGUUCAAUUCGGUCUCAAGCAGUUUGACAUGGUCGUUGUCUUCAAAGACUUCACCCGACCGCCGGCCCACAUCAACACCAUUCCAGUCGAGGCGCUUGAUGGCGUGCGAGACUGGCUCGACAGCGUCGACAUUCCAUUCUCAGAAGGCCCGCUCAACCUCAACUGGGCAACGAUCAUGAAGACUGUCAUUCAGGACCCUCACACUUUCUUCAAAGACGGCGGCUGGUCCUUCCUUGGUCAAGAGUCGGACGACGAAGGUGCCGAGGAGGAGUCGGAAGAGUCGGCGUUUGAAGUCUCCGAGGAGGAUCUCGCAUCAGAGGAGAGCUCUGAGGAUGAAUCCGACUUUGACGACGAUGCUUCGGCUGAGGCGUCUGAUGAGGACAUGUCCGAGGAGGACGAGGGCGAAGACUGGGAUGAACUGGAGAAGAAGGCCGCGAAGAAGGAUCGUGAGGGCGGACACGACGAAGAGGACCGCAAGUCGAAGUCGAAGGGGAAGAAGCGGUAGAGCAGACACGCUUGUCGUCAUUCAGCUAGCGGGUGCUUUGGCGUUGACAUUUUUCUUGGGCAAAAGCGAAAACGAGCUGCAGGCUAGAAUGCCACCAUAUGCUUGCUUUCUUGUACUUUAUUGAAGCAGUACACAGCCCAAGAGCACGAAUCACGAGCAUUUUGUGUAAU
Pseudocercospora fijiensis CIRAD86 is the source of this 3242-nucleotide messenger RNA. RefSeq lists its product as uncharacterized. The transcript has a single exon. The coding region runs from base 1 to 3072 and encodes 1023 amino acids. The record is from RefSeq and is a predicted model, not a curated record. Gene Ontology annotation, molecular function: nucleosome binding. Gene Ontology annotation, biological process: transcription elongation by RNA polymerase II; positive regulation of transcription elongation by RNA polymerase II. Gene Ontology annotation, cellular component: FACT complex. Lineage: Eukaryota; Fungi; Ascomycota; Dothideomycetes; Mycosphaerellales; Mycosphaerellaceae.